UUGGAAGGAAUGGUUUGGUGUGUCACGGAGACAGAGAAAGAGAUAUUGAGUGUUGAGAGAAUACAGCAGUAUGUAGAGGACACUCCAAGCGAGAGAUGGAGAGGCGCAAUGUUGCCUUGUUCAUGGCCUACUGCUGGUGUAGUAAGCUACCGUGACGUCUACAUGAAGUACCGUGAUGGUCUACCAAACGUGCCUGAAAGGUGUUACAUUUUGCACACGACACGCAGAGAAGCUGGGAAUUGUGGGGCGGACUGGUUCCGGGAAGUCUAGUAUCUUCCAGACACUGUUCCGUACUGUAGAGAUAAGCUCUGGGGACAUUACCAUUGACGGGGUGAACACACAACAACUGGAUCUCAAAGACGUCAGACGCCACCUCGCUGUGAUUCCUCAGGACCCAUUCCUCUUCAGUGGUACUGUAAGGGAGAAUCUAGACCCCACCUCUUCUUACAGUGACGUGGAAAUUUUGGGAGUCAUAGAAAAAUGUCACCUCCGCCAGCCAGUCAAUAGACUCGGAGGACUCGAGGGACAAGUGUCCGAAAAAGGGAGGCAUUUUUCUGUGGGACAAAGACAACUCAUGUGUCUGGCUAGGGCACUUCUCACCAAAGCCAAGGUAUUGUGUAUUGAUGAAGCAACAGCCAGUGUAGACUUGGAGACAGACAUGCUGAUACAGGCGACAAUCCGCCAGGAAUUUGAGGACAGUACAGUGCUAACCAUUGCCCAUCGUAUCAACACCAUAAUGGACAGCGACCGAGUGUUGGUGAUGGACCAGGGUCGGGUGGUCGAAUUGGACUCCCCAGAAAAUCUUUUGAAAAACUCCCAGUCAGCUUUUUUCAGACUUGUACAUGGAGAAACAUACCGGGGACAUAAAAUAAACAAUAUUUGAAUGCUUGCCAACGCUAUUUUAAAAUAAAUGACGUAUUACAUUAAAUAAAAACUCUAGCUAUAUCUGAAGAAGUUUUUGUUUCAGUUUGAAUUGUCUUAUGAUAAUAAACCAAUGUUUCCUAUUGGCA
Molecule: messenger RNA, 1010 nt
Organism: Pecten maximus
Lineage: Eukaryota; Metazoa; Mollusca; Bivalvia; Pectinida; Pectinidae
Product: multidrug resistance-associated protein 7-like
Exons: 4
Coding region: 176-883 (235 amino acids)
Biological process (GO): transmembrane transport
Cellular component (GO): membrane
Molecular function (GO): ATPase-coupled transmembrane transporter activity; ATP hydrolysis activity; ATP binding
Source: RefSeq, a predicted model, not a curated record